Molecule: messenger RNA, 637 nt
Organism: Sitodiplosis mosellana (orange wheat blossom midge)
Lineage: Eukaryota; Metazoa; Arthropoda; Insecta; Diptera; Cecidomyiidae
Exons: 2
Coding region: 62-637 (191 amino acids)
Source: RefSeq, a predicted model, not a curated record
ACAGUCGCAUCGUUUUCUUCCUCUUAAGUGAUUAUCAUUGCGAAAAAUAUACAAAGUAGCCAUGGAUCCUCGUCGUUCUCGUCGUGUUAAAAAUCGUGUUGAAAUUCGUGAACCAGAACGCACCGUGAAUAUCCGACUGAGUCGGGAAUGUCGUGUCGAACUGAACGACAUCUUGGUCGACAUGACUGCAUAUCGAAAUCGUUUGAUUGAUUCAACCGACAAUUCAAUGCCAUCAACAAUCGAAGUUGAACAAAGUGAAAGGGGUGCAUCGGCUACAAAUGAUUUGGUUGUGUCUUUGGUGGACUCGGAAGAUGAUGACACAUCGGUCAUAUUUGUUGAAGAGCAAGAAGCAACACCAAAAACGAAAAAAAUUGCAGAACAAAACGAUGAAAUUUCACGGCUGAAUGUUCGUGUUCGAAGUUUGCAAAUCCACGUUGGGGCGUUGGAGGCUGAGCUUCGCAAUAAGCAAGAAAGUAGUGACGAUACCGAAAUGCGAAAUGUGAGUGCUACCGAUCUUGGCAUAACAUUCGACGAAAAUUGGGCCGCAAAUCAAAUCGAAGAAUGGAGAGCAAACGGCGAGCUCGACGUUGUGUGUUCUGAAUUCCAAAAUUUCGUGGACAACGCACAAAUUGAUUGA